AUGCUCCUUUCCACUAUCCUUGCUGUCGAAGCCAGUGACUCUGGUGGUGGCAAUCCCAAGGUCACCAACUUCAUGGUGGAAGCGUGCAAGAAUGCCUCAAAGAAAAACCAAUAUUAUGACCCCGACCCAAUGACGCGGGAGUUUUGUGUGUCAACCCUCAAGUUGGACAAUCGGAGCGCUGAGGCUAAGGAUCUCCAUGGCCUGGUACUCGUCGCCAUCAACAUACUAAAGGGUCAGGUUGCUGUUGCCAACGGCAAUGUCAAACAAAUGCUGCACAACACCAAGAAUGGCACGGUUGCAAUGUUUAACCUCAGUUUCUGUGUGGUGGACUACGACCGCACGGUGAGCAUCCUCAAUAUAUGUGAGACCAUGAUAAAUGAGUACCACGGUGGCACGGGCGGUUCCAAUGAUGGAUCGCGGUCUUCUGCGCUGCUCGCCUGUUUGAGGAAACUUGAUGAACCUCUCAACGACAUUUGGCUAAGACUUCCUGAUAAUUCGGACGCGGAAAAGUUGCCCGAUGAUUACGAUGCCGUGGGCAAGCUGGUCAAACUUAACUUUUGCCUUGCUAGCACCAUAUAG
This is a messenger RNA of Triticum turgidum subsp. durum (durum wheat), 579 nucleotides long. The record is from the annotation of a GenBank genome assembly. NCBI's taxonomy places the organism in Eukaryota, Viridiplantae, Streptophyta, Magnoliopsida, Poales, Poaceae.